ACUAUUUUUUUAAAAAAAAUGGUUCAUAAUUUGGUCAAGCAAGAAUCCCUCCAAUAUUUAAAUGCAAACUCACUCUCCAAUCUCUUACAUUCCUCCCAACAACAAACAAUUACCACAAUGUAUAGUCUCUCAAGAGAAAGAACUAAAUUGCUACUCACACUACUGCCCAUUUCACUAAUUCUUCUCUUCAUCAUCUUACUACCAAAAUCUCCCAUCAAAAACAGCAAACAAAUCCCACAUUUACACAUCCAAAAACACUACCAAGUUGCACACUCAGCAUGCCAUGGAACAUUAUACCCAAACCUCUGCGUUUCAACUCUCUCAUCUCUCCCAGAUCUCACUUACAAAUCAUUACCAGAACUCAUCUCCUCCACCAUAAGCAAGACAAUAUACGAGGUUAAAGUCUCCGCAUCCAACUGUAGCAGAAUCAAGAAAAAGUUCAAAAAGCUUCACAGAAUCGAUGAAGUGGCAAUCGAUGAUUGCUUGGAACUCUUCGGAGAAACCAUUGAUGAGCUUAGUAAAGCAAUGUCUGAUCUCUCUUCCAAGAAAUCAGUUUCCAAACAUGUCCAUGAUUUGCAGACGCUGUUGAGUGGAGCCAUGACUAAUCAGUACACGUGUCUUGAUGGGUUUGCUCGUAGUAAAGGAAAGGUGAGGGAAUUAAUCAAGAAAAGCUUGAUUAAUAUCUCUCGUCAUGUUAGUAACUCGUUGGCCAUGCUCAAGAAAAUUCCUGGUUUUAAUAGUUCUAGAGAAUACGAGGUUUUGCCGUCGUGGUUGUCGCGGAAAGAUGUGGUGCAAUUACAGGCUCCGUUGAAUGCGACGAGAUUUGAUUUAAUUGUCGCUAAAGAUGGAAGUGGAAAUUUUACUAACAUUACCGACGCUGUAGCUGCAGCUCCCAAGUCUAGCGCGACGAGGUUUGUGAUAUAUAUUAAGGCCGGAGCGUAUUUUGAGAAUGUAGAAGUGGAGAAAAAGAAGACGAAUUUGAUGUUCAUCGGAGACGGGAUAGGGAAGACGGUGGUUAAAGCUAAUAGAAGUGUGGUGGGUGGAUGGACUACUUUCCGCUCUGCUACUGUCGCUGUGGUGGGGAAAGGAUUUGUAGCAAAAGGAAUAACAUUUGAGAACUCAGCAGGCCCAAGCAUGCACCAAGCAGUAGCCUUACGGAGCGGUUCAGAUCUCUCGGCAUUUUACCAAUGCAGCUUCGUAGGCUACCAAGACACCCUCUACGUACAUUCCCUCCGACAAUUUUACAGCGAAUGCGACAUUUACGGAACUGUAGACUUCAUUUUCGGUAAUGCAGCCGUAGUAUUCCAAAACUGCAGCCUAUAUGCUCGUAAACCAAACCCGAAUCAGAAAAACAUAUUCACCGCUCAAGGUAGAGAAGACCCGAAUCAGAAUACUGGUAUUUCUAUCAUGAACAGCAAAAUUACGGCUGCUUCGGAUUUAAUUCCGGUGAAAAAAGCAUUCAAGACAUUUCUUGGUAGACCGUGGAAAGAGUAUUCUCGGACAGUUAUUGUCGGAUGUUACAUUGAUGACGCGGUAGAGCCUGUUGGGUGGUUGGAGUGGAAUGCGACGUUUGCAUUGAGUACGCUUUAUUACGGCGAGUAUAUGAACCGCGGUCCGGGAUCCAAUACGAGCAGUAGAGUUAGCUCAUGGCCUGGUUAUAGAGUUAUUAAUAGCUCAACUGAAGCUCAUCAGUUUACAGUUGAACCAUUUAUUCAAGGAAGGGAGUGGCUUAAUGAUACCGGCGUUCCUUACUUUAUUGGUUUGAAUUAAUUGACAUUAUUUACAUUUUUUAAUUUAGUGGAUUUUUCUUGUUAAAUUAUUUACUUUCUCUAUUCUAAUAGGAUUGUUCAUUUUAUCAUUAUCACACGAAAAUACAUUAAUAUUAUUGAA
Mercurialis annua (annual mercury) is the source of this 1890-nucleotide messenger RNA. Its product is annotated as pectinesterase-like. Bases 19 to 1770 code for a protein of 583 amino acids. The record is from RefSeq and is a predicted model, not a curated record. Gene Ontology annotation, biological process: cell wall modification. The transcript is spliced from 3 exons. NCBI's taxonomy places the organism in Eukaryota, Viridiplantae, Streptophyta, Magnoliopsida, Malpighiales, Euphorbiaceae. Gene Ontology annotation, molecular function: pectinesterase inhibitor activity; pectinesterase activity.